AUGGCUGAGGACCGGCCUCGCAGUGUCAAAGAGGUGUCGCCCGACGCCUUUAUCAAGGCGUUUGCGGCCUACCUGAAGCAGACCAACAAGGUCCAGCUGCCGCAGUAUGUGGACUAUGUGAAGACCGGCGCGUUCAAGGAGCUGGCGCCCCUGGACCCCGACUGGUACUAUGUCCGCGCAGCUGCCAUCGCGCGGCGCGUGUACAUCAACCAGGGCAUGGGCGUGGGCGCCUUCCGCCGCGCCUUUGGCGGCCGCACCAACGCCGCCGGCGGCGUCAACCCGGAGCACCACGCCAAGGCGGCGGGCGGCGUGAUCCGCCACGCGCUGCAGCAGCUGGAGGCCAUGGGGCUGGUGGAGAAGAACCCGGCGGCGCGCGGCGGGCGCCGCAUCACGCCCGAGGGCCAGCGCCAGAUGGAUCUUGUGGCAGGCAGCGUGCCGCUGGUGCGCUUCCACUACCUGGCCUGA
This is a messenger RNA of Chlorella variabilis, 465 nucleotides long. RefSeq lists its product as hypothetical. Gene Ontology annotation, molecular function: RNA binding; structural constituent of ribosome. The coding region runs from base 1 to 465 and encodes 154 amino acids. Gene Ontology annotation, cellular component: ribosome; cytosolic small ribosomal subunit. Lineage: Eukaryota; Viridiplantae; Chlorophyta; Trebouxiophyceae; Chlorellales; Chlorellaceae. Gene Ontology annotation, biological process: translation; ribosomal small subunit assembly. The transcript is spliced from 4 exons. The record is from RefSeq and is a predicted model, not a curated record.